Messenger RNA from Parascedosporium putredinis, 1173 nucleotides. The record is from the annotation of a GenBank genome assembly. NCBI's taxonomy places the organism in Eukaryota, Fungi, Ascomycota, Sordariomycetes, Microascales, Microascaceae.
AUGUGGCAGAAUAAAGCUGAACUACCCAAAUGGAUUGCGGACCUCAACAAUCCGCCCCUGCCCAAGAGCAAGGCGGCGGGUGUUGUGGAUCCCCCAGGCUUUCCCUCACAAACUUCAACCAAGAAAUCGAAUGCCUCGAGAGACAAGGCCCCUCAACGACAACCUCAGACCCCCGCCGAGAUGGAUACGCUCAAGAUCAAGAAGGCGUGGGAAGUCGCCCUUGCCCCCGUUAAGGGUUUGCCCAUGACAGCGAUAAUGAUGUAUAUGUCUGGAAACUCGCUGCAGAUCUUCAGCAUCAUGAUGGUCUGGAUGGCUUUCAAAAAUCCCAUCAUGGGCCUUAUCUCUACAAACCAAGCAUUCGCGCGCUUCGAGUCUGAAACCAACCGUUCUCAAAUCGUACCUAUUAAGCUCAUCUACGUCGCUAUGCAAAUCCUGGCUCUUGGUGUGGGAUCCUUCAAACGGCAGAACUCGCAUAUUUCAAAUCUUCAUAACGAACUGAAAGAUGUCCGCCAAGCCUACCUCUCAACCGCCCAACCGCGCAAGACGCAUCUACGGACAGGCCAAGCUCAAAGAUACUUGACCGACCGAGAUCGAGAAGAAAUAGAUGCCAAUGCGAAGCAGAUAAUUCGUGAGCUCAACGCAAGCAUUCGCAUUCUCGACGACGCUGAGAACAAACGACGCUAUGACGAAGAGGCCGCGAUACGUAGGAAAUACGGGAGCGGUUUCGGGGCCUUGGGGUCCUGGGCGGCGGGAGGCAAGAAAACCGACGAGCACGAGUUAGCCGAGGGGAAAGCCAGGGAUGCCGGUAUCCACCGAGACGGCGUCAUGUGGUUUCUGCGGAAGCGGCUGGAAUUAUGCUGCGCAACGCAGCAUUUGACUGAAGAACAAGUUCAAAUGUUCGAGAAGGGUAACCAGGACAUGAUGACCCAUUACCAAAUGACUCUAGAUAAAGUUCGGACGGCAGAGCAAUCCCUCGUUGAAAUCGCAGAGCUCCAGACUGUCCUAGUAAACAAUCUAGCGGUUCAAUCGGCCCAUAUCGAACAGUUGGUCGCCGACUCGGACAAUAUGGUGGACAAUGUAGGAGGAGGCAAUAAGGAACUAAAAAGGCAACUCAGCGACCUAGCGCCGCAAGGUAUACCUUCUUCGCAGCAGGUGGACUAUGUAUGUUCUUAA